Vigna unguiculata (cowpea) is the source of this 2362-nucleotide messenger RNA. Its product is annotated as glycosyltransferase family 92 protein RCOM_0530710-like. Gene Ontology annotation, molecular function: glycosyltransferase activity. Lineage: Eukaryota; Viridiplantae; Streptophyta; Magnoliopsida; Fabales; Fabaceae. The record is from RefSeq and is a predicted model, not a curated record. Gene Ontology annotation, cellular component: cytoplasm.
GCACUAAACACAGCUAACAAUCAUGCAAAUGCAAUCCAAUGCAACUUAGUCUUACCUCAGACUACCCCAGAAUCUCACCACGCCACCACUACUUUCGACCUUUUAACUUCUUCUAUUUACAUUACCCCAUUCCCUUCCAGACACUCUGCACCUUCUUGUUUCUUUCUUUUCUUCUCUCUCCUUCUCUUCUUCCAAUUUCUAAAUCCAUCUUCCACAGACGCGUUCCACACCUUCUUUCUUCUUAUUCAAACAGCGCCUACCACUUCAAUCAUCCACUUCUUAUACUUCUUUCACCCACCCAUUCAAGCCAAAAAACGGAGAUAGAAAAAAGAUGGAGUCAGAACAAAGGCGGAAGAGGAAGCGCGCGGUGGGAAGACACACUCACAUCUCAUCAAGAUCACUUUUUCUAUGCUUCUGCUUCUUAAUCUUCCUCCUCUUCUUCUCUUCUCACCAUCAUUUCUUCAUUUUCACUCCCUCCACCUUCAGACCCUCUCUCACAGCCUCCACCUUAUCUCUCCUAUACUCUUCCGCAAGCAACUCUAUUCUCGAUCCCCUUCAUCCCACCGCACCCUCCUACACCCUCCAACACCGUAUCAUCUUCCCCGACCACCAUCUCCUCAUCCUCACCACCCCUCAACAACACCAACUCCACCAACUAGAGUGCGUCUACUAUACGCUCCACCCCAACGCCUCCUCUCCCGCUCCACCCCUUCAACUUCAGGUUCAACCGCUCCUCUCCACGGACCGCUAUGAUGAAUCUCGAUCCAUUGUUAGAUGCCCAUUUCCCCAGACGAACUACACCGCUGCCGGCUCCCAAAUCGUCGAACUGCGGCGGCGCGGCGAGGUCGGUCGCCGGAAUUUGGGUUUUUUGAUGAACCAAACGGCUCAAUCUUGGGACAGGGUGGCGUACGAGGCGAUCCUUGACGGUGACACCGUUGUGGUGUUCGUGAAAGGGCUGAAUCUCCGACCCCACAAGAUAUCGGAUCCGACCCGGAUCCGGUGCCAUUUCGGACUUAAGAGUUUUCACCAGAACAAUGCAUUUUUGUUUAACACCAGGGCGGUUUCUGUGGCUCAAGAAGUUGUGAGAUGUAUGUUACCACAGAGCAUAAGGAACAAUCCGGAUAAGGUUCGAGGGAUUCGGGUCACAGUGAGUUAUUUGGGAGGCAAUGUGAGGCACCCGGUUCGUGUCCUUGUGCCUUCUGUAGCUACAGUUAGUGCACCUGGUAGUGGUAGGGUUCAGAAAAGGAAAAGCAGGAAGUAUGAGUUGUGUGCAUGUACUAUGGUGUGGAACCAAGCUUCUGCGCUCAGAGAGUGGGUUAUGUACCAUGCCUGGCUUGGAGUGGAGCGUUGGUUUAUCUAUGAUAACAACAGUGACGAUGAUAUUGAAAAGGUUGUUCAGGAUCUUGAUCUUCAAGGAUUUAAUGUUAGUAGAAAGUCCUGGCCUUGGAUUAAGACUCAGGAGGCAGGGUUUUCCCACUGCGCCUUGAGAGCUAGAGAGGAAUGCAAGUGGGUAGGGUUCUUUGAUGUUGAUGAGUUCUUCUACUUUCCUAGCGAAUUUCAUCAAAACUUGAGGGAAGGUGUUCCUGGUGAGAAUUAUCUGAAAUCGGUGGUUGCCAAUUUCUCAUCUUCGAAAUCCAUUGCGGAGAUAAGAACAGCUUGUCAUAGCUUCGGGCCUUCUGGGUUACACUCGCCCCCAAAACAAGGGGUUACACUAGGGUACACUUGCAGGCUUCAGAGCCCUGAGCGGCACAAAUCCAUUGUGCGGCCGGAUUUGCUUGACAUCAGUCUUCUGAAUGUGGUGCACCAUUUUCAGCUGAGGGAGGGGUUUAGGUACCACAACAUGCCUGAAGGUACUGCUAUUGUGAACCACUACAAGUACCAGGUAUGGGAGACAUUCAAAGCCAAGUUUUUCAGAAGGGUUGCUACCUAUGUGGUGGACUGGCAGGAGGACCAGAAUAAAGGGUCAAAGGAUAGAGCACCUGGACUAGGAACAGAAGCCAUUGAACCACCUAACUGGCGGCUUCAGUUUUGUGAGGUUUGGGAUACUGGCCUGAAGGACUUCCUUCUAUCUUAUUUUGCUGAUCCUGCAACAGGGUUGAUGCCUUGGGAAAGGUCUUCACUAUAAUGGAGAUACUAAUGAGGGUGCUAACAUAUUGGUAGCUGGUACCCAUGUAAAGCACGAUUAUCACACUUGUUAAGCAUUCAUUCUUUUCAUUGGUUUUUAGGGGAGGGGGAGCUUUCUGUUACAGAAAUUUUGUUUUUCUUAUUUUUUAAAUGAUUUUAUAGACAAGAAACAGACGCAUUACAGAUGUAUAUUUGCAGCAAUGUGAAUGAAUUCUCUAUCAUUUUUUUUAGUUAAGUA